This is a messenger RNA of Brienomyrus brachyistius, 1722 nucleotides long. RefSeq names its product phospholipase A and acyltransferase 1 (gene plaat1). Gene Ontology annotation, cellular component: cytoplasm. Gene Ontology annotation, molecular function: glycerophospholipid phospholipase A1 activity; A2-type glycerophospholipase activity. The record is from RefSeq and is a predicted model, not a curated record. The transcript is spliced from 4 exons. Lineage: Eukaryota; Metazoa; Chordata; Actinopteri; Osteoglossiformes; Mormyridae. Gene Ontology annotation, biological process: N-acylphosphatidylethanolamine metabolic process. The coding region runs from base 403 to 912 and encodes 169 amino acids.
UCUGGCACUGUGAAUCCCAAACACAAGAAGUUUGUUCCUGCUGCCCUGUUUAAAGGGGGGGGGGGAAAUACAAAACUGACAAAAAAAGCUCCCAUGAUUCACUUCAAAGCCAGUCAGGUGACUUAACAUGUGACUUUCUAAUCUAACAGGAAACAACCAGGCGUCAAAAUCAGCAGAAAUGAUCAUUGGCAUGUAUUGUAGGUUGAAACUGAGAGUAUUUCAGUUAAAUGUAGAACAGUAUCCCGUAACAUCCUAAAAAAUCCUAAAAGGGAUUCAGAUGUCAGGCAGAGUAGUGGUGGCUUCUCGCAUCUCUUCUACUGUUUUCUUGCCGUCGCAGAAUGUGGUACCAGAUAUACGAGUUGGAGCACAGAAGGAAAAACGUGAAACGGACUGAUUGACAAGAUGGCCUCUAAUGACCCUGACCCCUUAAACCCCCCUGGUAGCCCCCAGCCCGGUGACCUCAUCGAGAUCUUCAGACCAGCCUAUCAGCACUGGGCUCUAUACCUAGGUGAUGGUUACAUCAUCAACCUAACACCAGUGGAGGAGAGCCAGGCAGCGGCCAUGUCCAGUGUCAAGUCCGUGUUUAGCCGCAAGGCUGUCGUCCGCAUGCAGCUGCUGAAGGAGGUCAUAGGGAGCGACACGUACCGCGUGAACAACAAGUACGAUGACAACCACACCCCUUUGCCCAUUACUGAGAUCAUCGACCGAGCGCAGAUGCUCAUUGGCCGGGUGGUGUCAUAUGACCUGCUGGGCAGUAACUGCGAGCACUUUGUUACUUUGCUUCGCUAUGGGGAGGGAGUGUCUGAGCAGGCUUCACGAGCAAUCGGCGCAAUCAGCUUGGUGACUGCCGCUGCCAGUACCCUCUCCAUGCUGGGGCUCAUCAACGCCCGUUCAAGAAGCAGGCCUUCCUGACACGCCCCCUGGCCAAUGCCCCGCCCACCCCACUGGCCUGGCUCAUCGUAUGGCUCCCAGCAUUUUUCUAUGGCAGUCUCUCUCAAUCCGGUCCUCAGGGACCCUCAGACAGUCCACGUUUGUGUUUCCUCCCAGACAGCCACACUGGAGUCCACCUUGAAGACCGGUUUGAGAAACACUGCUCUAUGCUGCCGUUAAAUCCAAGAAGUCAUUCUGAAAUCUACAAAAGGGGAAGUAUGUUUAAAAUGGGGGAAUCUCCGGCCAGAAGGUGGUGUAUUGGUGAAGGACCUGGGCUCACAGUUGCAGCUGAAAGACUGAGACCGCAGUCUCAGUAAAUUUUUGCGUUGCUCAUUCAGCUGUGUGAUCAUACUUUUAAUAUCACAUUUUAAACUGCAGUAUUGGAGAGUCUCUCGGGGAGUGGUGAGGUGACCAUCUCGUUGUUGUGUGAACUGUACAUAUAUCAAUAAAACCAAUUACAGAUUAUAGUUCCACUUCUACCUUGUUAAUCAUAAGAAAUCAAAUACAAAAUCCACUUAAAAAUACUUCAUAGAAAAGAAACAGCAUCUUCAGAUAGGUGAUUUUUUUUGUAAAAUGAAUUUUGCAUCAUUAGAUUAAUGCACUCAGUCAAAAAAGAUUACAUCUGCCAGGAGUUUGAGAAGUGAUAUGAAAUUGUGGUUUAAAUAUGUAUUAUCUGAAAUUUAAUUUCCCAGAAAUUUGAAAUUGCAUGACAACAAACAUACCUCGUAUUUUUAAAAAUGUAUCUGUACUUUAGCUGUAAAGCAAUAGAAAUAAAGCACAUCUCGAAUGAAA